Messenger RNA from Dermatophagoides pteronyssinus (European house dust mite), 451 nucleotides. RefSeq lists its product as uncharacterized. The record is from RefSeq and is a predicted model, not a curated record. Lineage: Eukaryota; Metazoa; Arthropoda; Arachnida; Sarcoptiformes; Pyroglyphidae.
GUUUUCAAUUUUACUCUACACUUGUUUUGAAAUAAUAAAUCCCCUUCCUUAUUUCAAAAUGCGAUUUACCGUUACGCCUGUGAAUGAAGAAGACCUCAACACUCAAACCAAUGAUGAAGUCAUUGAAAUGAGUGUAUUGAAUGGUGAUAAUGGUGAUAAUAAUAUAGAAUCCAUUGAAUCGAAUGAAGCUGAAACGGCAAUUCUCGGGUAUUAUCCCGAGGACUACGUAAUGAUGCCACGAAUGGCAUCACGAUUCGAAGAAAUAAAUGAUGAAGAUGAAAAUAACGUAUGUAAUGAUUGCAUCGAGCUUUUCAUCGAAAUCAUUAAUUUAUUUGUUGGCAUCGUCAUGUUUGUAUUGAAUUGUUAUACAAACAUUAUUGAUUAUAUUUCACAAUGAAUAUAUUCAUUUUUUUAAAUAAAUUUUUUUAAAUUUUUCUAAUCAUUUCAAAAA